GGUGGAGGGUGUGCCCCGGCCCCCUGUGCGCCCUGAUCCACAUGGAGAUACUCGGUGGAUGGGUGCUGUCCAAGAUGCUGGGGCUCGGGGACAAGACAUCCAUCAUAAAAUUUGAAUUUAACCCCAAAGAUGGGAUCGACAACCCUGCCCUGACACUGACUGAGGACACGGAUGCUGAGGCCGUGGGGGAGCCCCGUUUCUACCUGCUGAGCAAGGACAGCAUGGAGACCUUCGGGUUCUGCCUGCACGAGGAGCGGGGCUGCCAGGGACACAUCGUGCGGCAGAUUGAGCUGGGGGGGGUGGCCCAGCGCAGGGGGCUGCAGGACGGGGACAGGCUCCUCCAGGUCAAUGGCCACUUCGUGGACCACAUGGACCACAUGAGGGUGGUGCGGAGGAUCAAGGCCAGCGGGAACCAGGUCCUGCUGGCGGUGCUGGAUGGUGAUUCCUACGAAGCUGCCAAAGCCCUGGGCAGGGACCUGUCCCAGAUGCUGCCCCCUGACAUCCGCCCGCGCCUCUGCCACGUCACCAGGGACAAGAGCGGGUUUGGCUUCACUGUGUCGGGGCCAGAAGGCACCAAGGGCACCUUCCAGCUGUCAGUGAGGCAGGAUGGGCCAGCGGACAGGGCAGGGGUGCCAGCAGGCUCCUGGCUCCUGGAGCUCAACGGGGACAGCGUGAAGAGCUACUCACACACUCAGCUCACCAGAAAGCUUAAGCAGAGCGGCAACAAGGUGACCCUGCUGGUGGCAUCCAGCGCCGUGGAGGAGUUUUACCGCCUGCGGGGCCUGCGGGUCACGGCCGCCCUGGCAGACCCCGCCUGGCUGCCCUUCAAGGCCCGGGAGCUGCACCUGGAGAAGGGCCCGGCUGGCUACGGGUUUCUGCUCAAGGAGGACGACUGCAUCUCGGGGGGCAUAGGCCAGUUCCUGUGGGAGGUGGAUGAGGGGCUGCCAGCCGAGCAGGCAGGGAUGAAGGAAGGGGACCGUGUCCUGGCGGUGAACGGCGAGAGCAUCGAGGGGCUGGACCACGAGCAGACGGUGCUCAGGAUCCGUGCCCACGAGGAGCGGGUGACGCUGCUGGUCAUCGACCCUGCUGGCGACGAGUUCUACCACUCGAUCGGGCUGUCCCCUCUGCAGUUCUUCGAGGACAGUGACCCCGCCUCGGGCUCCUGCACACCCUCUCUCAGUGGCUCCCCUGGCCCCUGUCACGUUGAGGUGGCACCAAAGGGACCUGUCUCCUGGCUGGUGGCUGCUGCCAACAGCAUAGAGCUUGUACAGAGCCCGCGCCGGGAGGAGCAGAAGAGGCUGUGUCAGUCCUUUUAGUGGCCCAGGAGCCUCUGGAAAGGCUUUCCCACACAGCACCUCCACCCAGGCCAUGUCCAGCCCCUCAGACCACAGCAUGGACCUUGCACACACGGCUCCUGUGUCUCGGUGCCCGUGAC
Messenger RNA from Empidonax traillii (willow flycatcher), 1435 nucleotides. RefSeq names its product PDZ domain containing 3 (gene NHERF4). Gene Ontology annotation, biological process: protein localization to plasma membrane. Gene Ontology annotation, molecular function: protein-membrane adaptor activity; signaling receptor binding. Lineage: Eukaryota; Metazoa; Chordata; Aves; Passeriformes; Tyrannidae. The coding region runs from base 42 to 1316 and encodes 424 amino acids. The record is from RefSeq and is a predicted model, not a curated record. Gene Ontology annotation, cellular component: apical plasma membrane. The transcript has 10 exons.